Messenger RNA from Schistocerca gregaria, 1796 nucleotides. Its product is annotated as leucine-rich repeat-containing protein 9-like. NCBI's taxonomy places the organism in Eukaryota, Metazoa, Arthropoda, Insecta, Orthoptera, Acrididae. The transcript is spliced from 6 exons. The record is from RefSeq and is a predicted model, not a curated record. The coding region runs from base 488 to 1006 and encodes 172 amino acids. Gene Ontology annotation, molecular function: protein binding.
CUCAGGCAACUGCUGAAACGAGCCUAUUUCUAACAAGUCGCGGGAAAAUAUUGUGAAUGGUGGUUUGAAAGGCGUUACUUUCAAAAUAGUCAAUGGUUAUCAGAUUCAGCCCUCAGACAUUGCUGAAGCCAGUCAAGUAUUUUGUGGUAUUUUGGACAAGAACUACCUCUUGAAGGAGCUGUACACUACAGACUUAUCUAAACUAACAGAAGUGACACUGACCCAUUGUGCAAUUAAAAAGAUUGAGUUGCCAGGAGAUGCACUACCAUCAGUGUUAAGCAUCGAUCUUUCCAACAACAAUAUAACAUGCCUUUCAGGGCUCCAUGAAUUACCACAACUUGAGACUCUUUGUCUUUCAGGAAAUAAGGUAUAACUAGAUUUGCAUCAUUGACUGAAUACAUAUCUUAUAUGGGGCCAUCAAAAAGUUUCCAUUUGAGUGCAUUGCUGCAGCAUAUAUGCAACCCAUCAUGACUCCAACGUCACUGAGAUGGGUUUGACAGAAGACAGCAAUAUCUGUGAAGUGUAUCCUCAGUUAAAAACACUGUACCUUGACAACAAUGGUAUUUUCUCAAUUACUCCUCUGGAGCUUGGACGGCUAAGGAAACUUACACGCCUGUAUUUACAAUGUAACAUGAUUGACAGCUUACAAGGUUUGGAAGGAUUAUCAGAUUUAAUUGCUUUAGUAAUUGACUGGAACAGAAUAACAAGUGUGGCUCGUGAACAAGUGGCUGCAUUUUCCAAUCUAAAUGAACUUCAUCUUGAAAGAAACAGAAUAAGUAACUUAGGAUUUCUAAAGCAACUAAAGCAAUUACAGCGGCUAUACUUGAGUUACAAUAAAAUACAUGAUUUUGAUCAACUGAAGUAUGUUGCUGCACUGAAUCACUUGGAAGAACUUACGCUUAUUGCUAACCCCAUCUGUCCCCAUCAUACAGCAUAUCAUGAUUUAACUGCAAUUCUUCCACGUUUCUAUAUUUAUAUUCAUAGUUGUGAUUCAGAUGACUUGUGAGUGUGGAAAUUUGGUUUGUAUUUCUGUGUCUGUCCAGUAUCUUGAUCCCAUCCACUACUGUCAAAGCAUGGAAUAUUUUAUUGAUAUUCAUAGAGGAAACUCCAUCAAUGUUAGCUAUGAGUCACAGUUGUGCACAAUAUUUGGAAGGCAAGUCAGUGGAAAAGAUCCUUGUGAGGAAAUGGAUUUGAAAAUCUAUAAAGGCUUGCUCAUUUACAGAAAAGGAAUGUUAAUUUUAUAUUCAUAUAUGUGGAAGUAACUCUUCUCCUGAUCUUCAGCUUCAUUCUAUAGAGCAAAGUAAAUUUCAGAGGCGUUACAGUUUAAACAACUGUGAACAUAUAGUGUACAUUGAGGGAUGGAUUCUAUAAUUAAAAUGAUUGCGUGUGUUUGUUGACAUCAUAUUAUAACCAGAUGCAAUGGGAAGAUGUGCGUAGCAGUAUAUACAGAUUGUGAUACCAGUAUGUAUUUUUGUUUACAGUAAGAAUUGUAACACUUGAUCAUAUUGUAUACAUAUUUUUCCUUUACUUAAUGCAUAUAAUGCCCCAUGUUCAGACAUUUCUUGGAUUCUUAUAUGCAUUCAUUCAUCUGAUGUCUUGUGUCAUUUUGUGAGGUUUGCACACAAGAAACAUCAUUAUGCAUGACCAAGUAUGAGAAACCAAGAAGCUGCUUUUCUUUCCAUUCAUUAAUGAAAGUGUCUCAAUAACUGUUGUGUUCAUAUACAUUUGUAAAAGAGUAAAUCUAUUUUCACUUACAGUCACAAUAAACAUUUAUGUAAAAUUAAUCACCUAGCAAA